This is a messenger RNA of Lasiosphaeria miniovina, 594 nucleotides long. Its product is annotated as DNA polymerase delta, subunit 4-domain-containing protein. Gene Ontology annotation, molecular function: DNA-directed DNA polymerase activity. The record is from RefSeq and is a predicted model, not a curated record. Gene Ontology annotation, biological process: DNA-templated DNA replication; DNA synthesis involved in DNA repair. Gene Ontology annotation, cellular component: delta DNA polymerase complex. Lineage: Eukaryota; Fungi; Ascomycota; Sordariomycetes; Sordariales; Lasiosphaeriaceae. The transcript has 2 exons. Bases 1 to 594 code for a protein of 197 amino acids.
AUGCCGGCGACACGCAAAUCCACCCGCUCGUCGGGUCCUCCGAAGGGACAGUCGACGCUCAGCUUCAACCAUCGCGUCACCAAGAGCGUACCGAAGUCUGCAAAGGACUCGCUGGUGAAGCCCUCUUCGCUCUCCAAGGAGAUCCUCCCAGAACCUGGAGCGGCGACCCCGCCGCAGACGACCGAUAUCGAGUUCGAGGAGGAAGAGGCGCUUCAGCCGCAGAAACAGGAGACGCCCGAGGAGGCCGCAGAGAAAUCCGACGCAGAGUUCAGGGCGGACAGGAUCAGUGACGCCUCGAUCGAGCGGUACUGGGGAAAGAUCGAGGCGUCGCGGCAGGCCAGGGCGACGCACAGGAAGCACACUGAAGGCUUGACGACGGGCGAGAAGCUGCUGCGGUAUUUCGAUGUCAGCUCACAGUAUGGGCCGUGCAUUGGCAUUGAUCGUGCCAAGAGGUGGCAGCGGGCAGAGAAGCUAGGGCUGAACCCGCCCAUUGAAGUUCUCGCCGUUCUUCGCAAGGACGAAUCAAAGGGAGAUGCCAAAAUUGAGCGAGCCUACAUGGACGAGAUUCUUAACUCUACUGCGAUCGGUAUCUGA